Messenger RNA from Striga asiatica, 837 nucleotides. The record is from the annotation of a GenBank genome assembly. Lineage: Eukaryota; Viridiplantae; Streptophyta; Magnoliopsida; Lamiales; Orobanchaceae.
AUGCUUCUUGAUUCCGGUCAAGUCUCCGAGCGCCCUCGACGCGUGGUGGUGAACGCACGUUUUCUCCGGGCAAACGUAAACGCGCUUCCGAACCUCUUUUCCCGUCCGCUGCUUCAGCUUCCACGGCAGGUUGUGGCCUCGCCGGUGAAGCUGAAGGUUCUGAUCCCUUUGGAAGCCCUUACCGCAUAUCUCGCAAAGGAAUCGCGGAAUAAACCCCUCUCUCUCUUCCAUUACUCUCUCUCUCUCAUUGCUAUCAUUACUUGCUCUCUCUCUCUCAAAAACCUCCACCGCCCCACGUUCACCCAUCUCAACGCAAAGAAAACCUCCCACCCGAACUUGUUCCUUGACGGCGCGUUUUCAGUUCACGGCGACAAAUUUCCAACAACCACAUCGAGAUCAACAACGUCUCGAUCUCCCACCCGGACUUUGUCCCUUGACUGCAUGUUUUCGGUUCAAGGCGUUCCCGGUCCGUUCGACGUGGAUCGAUCCCCGCCGUGCGAUUCUUCCGGCAGCCAGGGCGGGUAUGGUUCAGAUCAGGCGGCACAGUGGACCAGCAUCAUGAGAUCGUUGAGCUCCAGCCGAUUUGUCUCUUUCGCAAUUGGGCCGAAUUCAGUUGUGGAUACGAUUCUACGGGAUAACCGGAAUUUAAGCGGUGUUUCUGUUUUCGCCCCUCCCAACACCGGCUUCAUUUCUUCCCCGUCCCCCUUUCUAGACAAGAUUGUGAAAAUUCACAUUUUGCCCAAGAGGUUUGGUUAUUUGGAGUUGAGUGCCGCCGUGAAUUUGAAUUUGAGGACCUUGGUUCCUAGCUAUUACCUCAAAAUGGACAAGUUUUUGUAA